Wickerhamiella sorbophila is the source of this 702-nucleotide messenger RNA. RefSeq names its product Methylthioribulose-1-phosphate dehydratase. The record is from RefSeq and is a predicted model, not a curated record. The transcript has a single exon. Bases 1 to 702 code for a protein of 233 amino acids. Gene Ontology annotation, cellular component: cytoplasm. Gene Ontology annotation, molecular function: metal ion binding; methylthioribulose 1-phosphate dehydratase activity. Lineage: Eukaryota; Fungi; Ascomycota; Dipodascomycetes; Dipodascales; Trichomonascaceae.
AUGGGGUCCGACACCAAUGCUCAGUAUGUGCCCGAAGAAACUGAUCCCGCUAAGAUCAUCGUUGAGCUAUGCAAAUUGUUCUAUGCGCAGGGCUGGGUUACAGGCACCGCGGGAGGUAUGAGCAUCAAAGACGGCGACCUUGUCUACGUUGCUCCCAGCGGAGUGCAGAAGGAACGUAUGAACCCGGUGGAUCUAUUUGUGUACGACACCAAAUCCAAAACAUACGUCUCCAAACCGGAACUUUACAAGCCAUCUGCUUGCACUCCGUUGUUCAUGGCGUGCUACGAGCAACGCAGGGCUGGUGCAUGCAUCCACACCCAUUCCCAGAACGCCGUCAUGGCGUCGUUGUUAUGGGGUAGAGAAUUCCGCAUAGCCAACAUCGAGCAGGUCAAGGCAAUUCCCAAAGUAGUCGAGCCUGGAAACCUCAGCUUUUUCGAUACUCUGGUCAUUCCCAUCAUUGAAAACACCGCGCACGAAGAGGAUCUGGCGCCGGAUCUCGAAAAGGCCCUGCUUGAGUACCCAAUGGCUCCGGCAGUUUUGGUACGUCGUCACGGCCUCUAUGUGUGGGGCGCCAACGUCUGGAAAGCCAAGAUCAUCAACGAGGCUAUCGACUAUCUGCUUGAAUUGGCCGUCAAGAUGCGUCACGCUGGAAUUGAUCCUGCCGGAGAUAUUGGCAGCGAACAGCUCACCCGUAAAAUAUAG